Electrophorus electricus (electric eel) is the source of this 1954-nucleotide messenger RNA. RefSeq names its product mucin-5AC-like. NCBI's taxonomy places the organism in Eukaryota, Metazoa, Chordata, Actinopteri, Gymnotiformes, Gymnotidae. Gene Ontology annotation, cellular component: extracellular matrix. The record is from RefSeq and is a predicted model, not a curated record. Gene Ontology annotation, molecular function: protein binding.
AUGAAUAAAGACUUCAGAGUCACAGACAAUGGCAUUGAAUCACUGCUAGUGAUACCAGAAAUUGGUGCACAAGUGACCUUCACUGGUAUGAUGUUUUUUAUUAACCUCUCCUGGCAGAACUUCCAUGGUAACACUGAGGGACAGUGUGGAACAUGUGAUAAUAACCGCACAGAUGAUUGCCGUUUACCAAAUGGUACCCUUAUUUCAUCCUGCCAAAAAAUGGCCCCUUUCUGGCAAGUUCAAGACAAUGAUAGCUACUGCCCACCACCAGUACCUGUGCCUACCCCAAAACCAUGCACACCUUCUCCAAUCUGUAAAAUUAUUAGUAGCAAGGUCUUUGAGAUGUGCCACAAUAUUAUUUCAUAUGAGUAUUAUGAGAUAGCCUGCAACUUUGAUGUUUGCCACAUGAACAGCACAUGGAUUGGCUGUGUCAGUUUGCAGAUGUAUGCAGAGCAGUGUGCUCUGGCAGGAGUCUGCAUUGACUGGAGAGGAGCUACAAAUGGAGUGUGUGGUUUCAAGUGUGAAGCCCCUGCUGUGUACAAACCUUGUGGUCCUCAAGUUGCACCAACUUGUGAUGCAAGGUUUAACAUGAAAUUUAUAAGUGAGAAGAAUGCUUUCAGUGCUUUGGAAACCAUGCUCUGGGAAGGGUGCUACUGCCCAGAAGACACUAUAUUACUGGCCCCAGAUAAGAAUAACUGUGUUCCUAACUGCAGCAUUUGCAUGUUGCCUAAUGAACAAUGGAAAAUGGCCAGCGAGACAUGGGUUGCAGAUUGUAAGAACUGUACUUGCAAUGCAGACAGUUUGACUGUGUCCUGUAAGGCUCUCACCUGUCCUACCCAAGAACCUCUUAUCUGUGAUCAAAAGGGUCAGUUGGAGAUCACAGAGACAAUUGGCUGCUGCCAGAAAGCAAUAUGUGUGUGUGAUGGCCGUCUUUGUCCCAAUGAAAACCACACUUGCCCUGUUGGAUUCAAUCAAAUGAUUAAAAUGGGAGUUUGCUGUCCAUCCUACAGCUGUGAGCCUAAAAAAGUCUGUGUGUUCAAUAUCUCUGAAUAUAUGCCCGGUGUACCUGUUCCUAUGAGGAAAUGUGAGCAGUGUCUUUGUACCAAUCAGACUGAUUUCCAAAGUGGCCUCCUCAAAAUUGACUGCCAUCCUCUUCAAUGUGAAACAAACUGCCCACUGGGGUAUGCAUACCAACCAGUUCUAGGGAAAUGCUGUGGAAAAUGUGUGCAGAUCAGCUGUGUCGUCAGGUUUUAUAACAUCACUGAAACCAUCCAGCCCGAUCAAGUCUGGACUCCACCUGGGAAUAAGUGUCUGAAGUUUGAAUGUGUGAAGACUGCCACACAAUUCAUUGUAAUUGAGGCCAAAAUUGUUUGUCCAUAUUACAAUGAAGAUGACUGCAUUCCUGGAACAACUGUUUUUGGUCCUAAUGAUUGCUGCAAAACCUGUAUAAACAAGACUAAGAUUUGCCAUGUUAGCAAGUCCUCCACAUUUCUUGAGAGUAACGGCUGCAGGACUACGAAACAAGUAGAGAUGACCACUUGUGAAGGCAACUGUAGGACAUCUUCUGUAUACUCGAUGCAAGCCAAGACAGUCCAGCAUUCAUGCUCCUGUUGCCAGGAAUUGGCGACCAGCAAGAAAGAAGCAGAACUGUUGUGUCCAGAUGGGUCAACGGCCAUACACAGCUACAUCUUUAUUGAAAAGUGUGGUUGCCUGGAGACAGAAUGCACAGUGAAGGAGACAGCUGCAGGGAGGCAGCAGCGCAGACGCCGAUGGUCCCGUUUGGAGUAACCUCACUCUGUUCAAAUCAAUAUUAAUCCAACUAUGACUUUGCUUACAGUUCAUUUUGCUUUUCUGGUUCAUCUGACCACAUCAAGAUAAGGUGUAUUUUGUUUUUAUCUUUCAUUUAUUAUUAUAUUUUUCUGAUGCUUAAAAUUCAAUAAAUGUUAGCAAUAAA